This is a messenger RNA of Diatraea saccharalis (sugarcane borer), 3337 nucleotides long. NCBI's taxonomy places the organism in Eukaryota, Metazoa, Arthropoda, Insecta, Lepidoptera, Crambidae. The record is from the annotation of a GenBank genome assembly.
GUUCAACGGCUUUCUGAAUGAGUUCGUCAGUCUGGUUCGAGAUAAAUUAUCAAAAAUUACUCAAAAUUUUUAGAUUUAGGUUGAUAUCGUUCUGUGUUCUUUAUAAAAAAACCAACAUAAGUAUCAAAAACGGCGGCCACCGUCUAGAUAUUUAAAUUGCAAUGGCGCCAACCAGGUUGGCAUCAAAGCCAAUCGGCGUCAACGAAAACUUGAACGGUAUUCUAUACCAUGGAAUUACGACAAGGAGUAAGCAAUUGGCUACUCUAAAAACUCACAAAGAUUGUCUGAAAGUGCCAAACAAGAGAAAAGCUGAUAGUCCCUUGAAAGACCUGACUGCUAAGAGGGCGGCAUUUGGAGACAUCACAAACGCAAUUAACAAAUCCAGUGCUACACAUGACAAAGAAAAGGUUAUGGCGGUAAAAAAAGUAACUGUGGAAACUAAAUUGCUCCCAACCUUAAAGAGCAUCAAACAACAGACUACAGCUGUAAAUGGUAAAAGCUCGAAAGCCAAAACAUUACAGAGGGUGGCCACUAAUGCCAUUGAAUCAGUGCAUAAACAUUUCACUAGAGAGCCACUAAAACCAGUGGCCACUAGGGCACAGAAUGGCAUUCUGAAAAAUAUUGACAGGAAACCAGUUGGUAAAGAGAAUCAGAACAACAGUCAAAGCUCGGGGAAGUCUGGAAAAAGUGAUGUCUCUGGUGAUCCUUCCUUAUACAUGACAGCAUUGGAAAACAUAAGUCCCUCAGACUCAACAAAAGAGGAAUGCAAAACUAUUAGUGAAAAACUGAACAAAGUGAAUCUAGACGAUACUAUAAACAGGUCGUUAGAUGAAGAGACUGAAUCUCCACACAAAGUACCCAGUGGAGUUCCAGACUUUGACUUGGAGAACUGGAAUGAUCCAUUCCAAGUCUCCAAUUAUGCAAUGGACAUCUUUAAUUAUUUAAAGAGUAGAGAGCGACUAUUCCCGAUCGACGAUUAUUUAACUCGUAUGAGCGGUAUCACUUCGUGGAUGCGCGCUCUUCUGGUUGACUGGAUGGUGGAAGUGCAGGAGAGUUUUGAGCUGAACCAUGAGACCCUCUACUUGGCUGUGAAACUGGUAGACUUAUUCCUCACGCGCUCUACUAAAACGCAAUCUCAGAAAGAACAUCUCACAAAGGAAGAACUACAGCUGCUCGGCGCGUCAGCGUUAUUCAUCGCGUCCAAGUUCGAUGAGCGCAUCCCUCCUCUAGUAGAUGACUUCCUAUACAUCUGUGACGGCGCAUACACUCUAAGCCAGCUACUGAAGAUGGAGAUGAACAUCCUCCGAGUGGUCGACUUCGAUCUCGGCAUCCCUCUCUCAUACCGGUUUCUCAGGAGAUAUGCACGGUGCGCGCGGGUGUCGAUGCCGACGCUGACGCUGGCGCGGUUCGUGCUGGAGCAGUGUCUGCUGGACUACGCGCUCGUGCAGCACUCGGACAGCAAGAUGGCCGCCGCCGCGCUCUACCUCGCGCUGCGGAUGAAGGCCAUCGGCGGCUGGAGCCCCACGCUGCAAUACUAUACAGGCUACUCCUUAAAAGACAUCCUGCCCAUUGUCUUAGCACAGAACGCUACACUACACAAGAAACCGAAAUCCGCCAUCAGCACAGUGAGAAACAAAUAUUCCCACACGAUAUUCUUCGAAGUCGCCAAAGUGCCCCUCCUCGAAGAUUCCGCGUUGAGUAGUUGAAAAAUGCCGCGUGGCACUUUACACAUGAUGAGGAAAUUACUCAGGUGGGUUCAAAUUAUUUAAUAUUUUGUGUACGAUUGUCGUGUGUCGGACGAUCGCGGAUCGAACAUGCCACGAUAGCUUAAUAGUGAGCACCGACGACUGAUUCGCGGCAUGUGCAGUUGCGCUGUUAAUCUUUUAAGUUACUUAUUACUGUAAUAUGGAAAUCAAGCUCAAUAGAAGCAUUUAUUAAUUAUUAUAAUAUCAAAUUUAUGUAAGGUCGUCGACUACUAUACGAUAAUUUAAGUGUGCUCAUGUACGGUAUGAGUCAUGUCGCGUUUAUCACUGCCACUAAUUAGUAGAGCAAAGGAAGACUUAGACCAAUUUCCGAUUUAGCGCAUACAUAGGUUAAAGUGGCGUUAACGUUUAUUGUUAAAUAUUUAGAUGUCAAUAUGAUUUGUUUGUUAUGCAAAGUUUAUUUGCAGCCUUCUUUCAAAAUUUGACAUAAAAGACUGAUAAGCUUGCGAUGUUUGUCCAAGCUUUCUCGCCACCGACAUAUUGACGCCACAAGGGCGUAUUUUAUCCCAGUAUUGACAGGAGACUAAGGUAUCUUUACCAAUCGACUGUAGUGAAACUAAGUUUCAUACUAAUUUAUCUCUAGUUUUGUUUGACAAAAACUAAUGGAAAACCAAAAUCUCAAUCUGCCUCCUCAAGUUAUACAAAGUGCUCAAUAGAACUUAACCAAAAAACCAUGCCAUAAUUGCAUUCCAAUAUUGUUUAUCUGUCUUGCUUUAAGCUACUCAUAAAAUUUAAUUAGAUUAACUGUCUUCCUAUAGUGAAUUAUAGGUAAUUAAUAUGUAAUAUAGUGUGAAACGAAUGCUUGUUAUUACGCAAUACGGUUGUCCAGGGUAACUGACACAGUUUUGUUUAUUGGAUCAGAGUUUCUCAAACUCGUUCUCAUCCUUUCUUAAGCCUUACAAUAACGACAUUGUUUCUUCAUUCAAAUUCAGACUUAUUUUAGAGCAACUUUGUUUAUUAUUUGACUAAAAUAUUAGACAGCCUAUCAGUCACUGUAGAACAUUUUAAUUGAUUGAUUGGUUCGAGGUUCCUUAAAGGGUUCGAGUACCCUUCUUUGAGAAACACUGAAUUACGAUAAUAAAUGCUUAACCAAACCGUGCGUUAUUGCGACUUAAAUAAUAUGCAAUUAAUGUUACUUAAUUGAACUGAUGAAUACUAAUGUUAUAUCUUUUCAUGAAGUAUGUAUACAUUUUUCUUUGGACGCAAUUAUAAAAAGGAUUUACUUGAGUCGGAUCAACGAAUUGUAUAAUUUUUAUAUACAUAUAGUAUGUAUUGUACUUGGCAAGCUUUGCUAAUACUCUUUUAAUUAUAGUUAUUAUUAAUGGAUUUUGUAAUGUUUUAAUAAUUAAUUUACAUAGUAAUUAUUGUGAGAUUAUUCGCUCGAUUGUCUUAUGUUUUGUAAUUUAUCACAUUUUAAAGAGUACAAAAUAUUGGAAUGUUAUAAUAAUGUUGUUCAUUAAUAGUAAGUUUUAGAUUAAUUUCACUUUUAAACUGUUUUUCUUGAUAUCAUUUGUCAGCUAAUUAUACAAGGUUAAUAUAAAACUGAAAUGUAAAUAAAAGUGAUUUUGGUUUGU